AUGUUGCCACCCAUUCUCAUCAUUUCAAUAACCAUUGUAGCAGUUGAAGUCAUUGUUGGAUUUACAGGAAAUGGAUUUAUUGCAAUUAUUAAUAGCAUUAACUGGAUCAAAACUAAAAGCAUCUCUUCAGCUGAUAUGAUCCUCAUCUUCCUGAGCAUAUCGAGAUGUAUCUUGCAGGUGACAAUAAUGAUACACAUUCAUAGUCUCUACUUCACGGAAGUGACUAAGUUGGCUUCUAUGUACAAAGCUUUUGGUGCUGUGUGGAUGUUUGUGAACCAUGCCAGUCUGUGGUUCAGCACCUGGCUCUAUGUGCUCUACUGUGUAAAAAUUAUCAAUUUCAACCAACGGCUGUUGCUGCAAAUCAAACUCAGGAUUUCUGGGAUGGUUCCAUGGCUGCUUCUAGGAUCACUGGUAGUCUCUUCCGUGACUUCUUUCCCAUUAUUAUGGAUUACACCCAGCACUUACCUCUGCAGUUCGACUGGGAACUGUAGAGAGAAUAGUACAGAACAUCUCACUAACUGGGAUAGCUCACACUUCUACCUACUUCUUCUUUACUUUACAGGUUGUUUUAUUCCUCUAGUAGUAUCUGUGGUGACUUCAGCCCUGUUAAUUGAUUCGCUAUGGAAACAUACCAAGAAGAUGCAAUGCUAUAUGAAUAGUUUCAGGGAUCCUUUGAUAGAUGUUCACCUAACUGCCAUUAAAUCUAUUAUUUCUUUCUUGGUCCUAUAUCUUUCUGGUUUUGCAGCUCAAAUUCUGUUGACACUAUCAACUUCUCAAAGUAAAGAUGUUUGGAAGGUUGCAAUUUCUCUAGUUGUAGCUGGAGCAUAUCCUUCAGUACACUCUAUUAUCCUGAUUUUAGUCAAUUCAAAACUGAAAUCAGAACUCAGGACAUUUUCCCAAUAUUUUAAGUGUUGUUUUGAAGAUGUGACUUUCUAA
Molecule: messenger RNA, 936 nt
Organism: Tinamus guttatus (white-throated tinamou)
Lineage: Eukaryota; Metazoa; Chordata; Aves; Tinamiformes; Tinamidae
Product: taste receptor type 2 member 40-like
Biological process (GO): detection of chemical stimulus involved in sensory perception of bitter taste; G protein-coupled receptor signaling pathway; sensory perception of taste
Cellular component (GO): membrane
Molecular function (GO): bitter taste receptor activity; G protein-coupled receptor activity
Source: RefSeq, a predicted model, not a curated record